This is a messenger RNA of Quercus lobata, 432 nucleotides long. RefSeq names its product serine/threonine-protein phosphatase 7 long form homolog. The record is from RefSeq and is a predicted model, not a curated record. Lineage: Eukaryota; Viridiplantae; Streptophyta; Magnoliopsida; Fagales; Fagaceae. Gene Ontology annotation, biological process: meristem development; meristem maintenance. Bases 1 to 432 code for a protein of 143 amino acids. The transcript has a single exon.
AUGUCAAUCACCCUACAAGAUGAGGAGGUAAUUUUCGGACUUCCUAUAGAUGGUGAGGUCUUGGUUGGGUUGACUGUUGUGGUGGAUGGGGAUUGGAGUCAACUGUGUAGGGACUUGCUUGGUUUUACUCUGCCGAAUGACAAUAAAACUUUGGUGGGGCAAAGAAUUCUCAUCAGCCGACUUGUUGAGGCCAUUGCAGCGCCACUGCCUCAUGACGCAACGAAGAUGCAGAUACACCAGUAUGCCCGGUGCUAUAUUUUAGCGCUAGUAGGGGAUAAACUUUUCAUGGACAAAUCAAGAGAUAGGGUGCAUCUGACGUUCCUGGACUUCAUUCGCAACCUUCGUGAUCUGCCACAGUAUAGUUGGGGUAGUGGUUGCCUGGCUUGGUUGUACAGGGAGUUGUGUCGGGCAAGCGAGAAAGGGGCAUCGUAG